AUGCAGUCACCCCGCACCUUGGCCUCUUGGGUUCGCUCUCUCUCUCUGUCUCUCUCCCUCUCCCUCUCUGACCACCCACCUCUUUCUCUCACCUCAUCAGCUCGGCUGCCUCGACUACCUCCAUCUUUGCCUGACCAACUUACCUGGCCUGGCUUGCAUGACAGUCAGCCAUGUGCCGCCAUCUCCACUCCGCUAGCUGCAAACACUGUAGAUCCUUACUGCACUUCCCACGCCAUCCCGCGUCGGCGCCAGCCGUCACCUCGAUCCAUCGUCAACCAGCCCCUGUUGGAGUCGCAACGGUAG
Colletotrichum orchidophilum is the source of this 303-nucleotide messenger RNA. RefSeq lists its product as uncharacterized. NCBI's taxonomy places the organism in Eukaryota, Fungi, Ascomycota, Sordariomycetes, Glomerellales, Glomerellaceae. The record is from RefSeq and is a predicted model, not a curated record. The transcript has a single exon. Bases 1 to 303 code for a protein of 100 amino acids.